Trichomycterus rosablanca is the source of this 1869-nucleotide messenger RNA. RefSeq lists its product as uncharacterized. Bases 2 to 736 code for a protein of 244 amino acids. Lineage: Eukaryota; Metazoa; Chordata; Actinopteri; Siluriformes; Trichomycteridae. The record is from RefSeq and is a predicted model, not a curated record. The transcript has 7 exons.
UAUGCCGAAUGAGACCACGGGCAUGGAGAAAACGUGGAGAUCAUCGACCACCGGAAGGAUGGUAGACGAUCUGCACAGAUUGGUCAAGGCCGCUGAGAUUGCCCCGCCUUUUGUUCUGGUUGGCGCAGAACUGGGUGCGCUCAAUGCUCGGUUUUAUAGCCACAUUUAUGACACGCAUGUUUCGGACCUGGUGCUGAUCAGUCCUGUUCCAGACGACGUGUUUGAGGAGGAGAAGUGGCAGCAGUACUGGUACACACACCUGGUGCCCUCUCUGCAGAUGAUGCAGCUCUUUGCAGCUACAGGAGUGAAUCGUUUGCUUCUCAUUUUAGGCUUGCUGGAGCCAAACUUUAGUGGGAACAGUGGACCAGAAGAGCUGUUCUUACGUCAGAAAUACCUCCUGAGUAACCCGGCUCACCAGAGCGGCGCUGUGGACGAACAUUACUUCCUAAACGAGAGCGCAUCUCAAGUCAGCGAGAUUUCCAAAUUCAAGCUGCUGUCUAGCAGAACAUCUGUGAGCGUUUUAGUUGGAGACUCGUUUGAUCAGCAGCUCCCUGCUCAUCUCAACCAAGUUUUUGCUGAUGCUCAGAGGAAGAGUUUAAAGCGUGUUUACCCCCAAGCCCAGCACGUUCACAUCCAGGGAGCCGACCGGCACAUGAUCUAUAAACAGCCGUCACUGGUGAGCAAACAUUUACUGGAGCUGGUGUCAAAGAGGCAGCCAAGACAACACAGACAGUGAGGUUCUGUUCACCUACAGCUGCCAUCCCAACACCACCAGGAUGUUUUUACAGGAUAAUAUGGAGUUGUUUUUUUUUUUUUUUUACGUUAAAUCUUGUUAUAACUAAGAAAGCCGUGUAUCUGUGGCAUUGCCUCAAAAAUAUUCAGACCCCUUGACUUUGCACUCUUAAUGUUGUGGAUUUUUUAUGCAUUUUCUUCCAAUUUAUCGUAGCCAAUCCACUACUGAGGACUCGGAUGGCGUCCAAGCAGGGUGUAUAUUCACCUGACACAUACUCUCUCUGAUGUGUGCGCAGUCCACCAAACCCUUAAUAUUCACCCGUAACGUGAGGUUGGCUUCGCGUACGGAGAGCCACGCCCCCAUCUCUGUGCUCCUCCACUUUCUGUACAGGCACCCUGGGCAACCAAGGUCCUUACACAGCGCUGAUAACCCCACCCCUUAGUCCGGCCUUUCCACCCAGCAGACUAAAAGCCAGUUUUGUCUGCUGCAGGCAUUAGCCAAUUGUGCCUGCUAGAGGGCGACCCAGCCGACCGGUAGCAGAGCCGAGAUUCAAACCCGGAAGCUCGGAAUCUUAGCACUGGUGUGCAGGCGGAUUAUCCCGCUGCGCCACCUGGACGCCCUAUGGAUUUGAUUUUAAAUGGAAAUAUUUGCCCAUCAAUCUACACCUAAUCACCCAGAAUAAAGACCCUUUGCUGUGGCAUUCCCAGCAACAUAUACACCUAUAUAUAAGGCAUAAUCAUAAUAAUAACAUUAAAUAAAUAAUUAUUAUGUAUUAAAUAUUUUGAGAUGUCUUAAGCUGUGAUUCUUUGUUCAAGAGAUAGAUUCUAGAGAACUGUGUCUCCAAGAUCCUUGUAGCAUAAUUACAUGUCCAAAACCUCAGCAACAACUCAUUCAUGAAGACACAAACUCACAAACACAAACUUAAUCUACCCUCAGCUAAGAUCAUAAUAACUGUAUUUUUUAUAACUGUAUAUCAAGAAAAUUUGCAGAAAUCCUUGAAAUUCCUUGAGACUGCCAUGAUACAUGUGUCCCCUGUAUACACGUGUUCCCUGUAGGUGUAUGUGAACUUUUGACUCUGUUAUCCAGAAGUGUGUUUGAUUAAAGAAAAUGAAAUAAAGACACUGGGUUCAUCCUGA